GAUUAAUCAAUGGCGUCACCGUGAACGUUUUAACCCGUAACGCGCUUUUUAGCAGUUAACUUCUAUAUUUACUGCGAGUUUAAGUUAAUAUUUGGUGUAUAUAUUGUUUCUACACCGCAAGAUAAUAUUGCUGCAGAGGUUGAUAUGAUCAAGAAAUUAUUGUACAGACUAAUACAUUAGCGAGUGUUUUACCAAGAUGCAGACUAUCAAGUGUGUGGUGGUAGGAGACGGUGCUGUGGGCAAGACAUGCCUACUCAUCAGCUACACUACCAACAAGUUUCCCUCGGAGUAUGUGCCCACUGUUUUUGAUAACUAUGCCGUAACUGUCAUGAUUGGUGGGGAGCCUUACACUCUAGGGCUCUUUGAUACUGCAGGACAGGAAGAUUAUGACAGGCUACGACCACUGAGUUAUCCUCAGACAGAUGUUUUCCUUGUAUGCUUCAGUGUGGUGAGCCCGAGUUCAUUUGAAAAUGUUAAGGAAAAGUGGGUACCAGAAAUAACACACCAUCAGCAAAAAACACCUUUCUUAUUGGUGGGGACACAGAUUGAUCUAAGGGAUGACCCUGUUACUAUGGAAAAACUUGCUAAGAUAAAACAAAAGCCAGUCUCAUUAGAACAAGGAGAAAAAUUGGCAAAGGAACUGAAAGCUGUUAAAUAUGUAGAAUGCUCUGCACUUACACAGAAAGGGCUGAAGAAUGUGUUUGAUGAGGCUAUACUGGCAGCACUGGAGCCUCCAGAACCAGUGAAGAGAAAGAAAUGUGUGCUACUGUAAUAAGCAGCGACUGAGGGGCUGCAGCGCUGCGGCGCCGCGGCGCGUGCGGCGCCUGUCUCCACCUCAUGCACGUAUAAAACUAACACUGUAAUAUUCAACUUAUUUUUAUAAACUUAUAAUUAUUGAAUAUAUGCCAUAAACUAAAAAUAAUGAAUAUUGCAAUACAACUUGGGUUUUAUGCUAA
Cydia amplana is the source of this 956-nucleotide messenger RNA. RefSeq names its product cdc42 homolog (gene Cdc42). The coding region runs from base 197 to 772 and encodes 191 amino acids. The record is from RefSeq and is a predicted model, not a curated record. Gene Ontology annotation, molecular function: GTPase activity; GTP binding; protein kinase binding. NCBI's taxonomy places the organism in Eukaryota, Metazoa, Arthropoda, Insecta, Lepidoptera, Tortricidae. The transcript is spliced from 5 exons. Gene Ontology annotation, biological process: endocytosis; establishment or maintenance of cell polarity; Cdc42 protein signal transduction.